This is a messenger RNA of Spirometra erinaceieuropaei, 327 nucleotides long. The record is from the annotation of a GenBank genome assembly. Lineage: Eukaryota; Metazoa; Platyhelminthes; Cestoda; Diphyllobothriidea; Diphyllobothriidae.
AUGAUAGUAGCAGUGGUAGAAUGGCGCCCACCGAUCGUUCUCACGGAACUCACUCGUUCCGUUGUGCCUUAUGGGCUCUCUCUCGAGCCCAACCAGCAGCCGCGCAGUGGCGCACGAUAUAGGCGGUAUGCUAUUACUGAGAAAGACAAGGGAGAUCAAAGAGUGAUAAUAACAAUCAUCGUCCUCAUUGACAUCCCCUUCUUCUUCUUCUUCUUCUUCUUCUUCUUCUUCUUCUUCUUCUUCUUCUUCUUCCUCUUCUUCUUCUUCUUCUCCUCCUCCUCCUCCCCCUCCCCCUCCCCCUCCUCACCAUCAUCAGAGUAUAGUUAG